Molecule: messenger RNA, 2073 nt
Organism: Mercenaria mercenaria
Lineage: Eukaryota; Metazoa; Mollusca; Bivalvia; Venerida; Veneridae
Product: E3 ubiquitin-protein ligase Midline-1-like
Exons: 2
Coding region: 22-1734 (570 amino acids)
Biological process (GO): positive regulation of DNA-templated transcription
Cellular component (GO): nucleoplasm; chromatin
Molecular function (GO): zinc ion binding; ubiquitin-protein transferase activity
Source: RefSeq, a predicted model, not a curated record
AGUUGUCAAAGUUUAAACAAAAUGGCGACCAGUUUAGACAGGCUCUCUGAUGAAACGUUUGAUUUGCUUUGUUCGGUGUGUAAACGUAAGCAUAUAAACAAAGAAGCCGACAAAUACUGCGUUGACUGUUCGGAUUAUUACUGUUCGAUAUGUGUCAAAUUUCAUGAGGAUAUUCCCGCCCUAUCUGGACAUAAGAUUCUAGACAAGGGACAGUUUCAACAUGGGACCAGCAAAGAAUUGCCAAUGGUACCAACCGAGCGAUGUGACAAACAUAAUCAUAAACCUGUGGACAUGUACUGUCAAAACCACGAUGAUGUCGGCUGCUCUACAUGUAUGGCUGUUGAACACAGAUUAUGUAAAGACAUCUUCUAUAUCCCUGAAUACAUCCAGAACACCAACAUACCUGCUCCUAAAGAUGUCUUGAAAGCACUAGAAGCAACAGAGGAUAAAGUUACGAGGCAUCUUCGCAAGUUCCAACGUGAAAAAGAACGGAUUUCGAACAACAGAACCGAGAUUUUUGAGAAAAUUGAAAAGAUUGCAGAAGAAAUAAAGCAGAGAGUUGAUAAACUUAAACAGGACACUAUGAAGAAGUCAGCAGAUAUGUUUGAACCCAUGGAAAAUAUGACUGAUCAAAAUAUUUCUGUGUUACAGUCCAUGAAAUCCAGUAUCUCGUCUGCUAAGGAAAAGGUUUCAUCAUCUGGUAUCAACAUAUCACAAGUGUUUGUCAGCACAAAGAAAGGUCAGAAUGAAGCUUCUAAAGUCAGGGAACGUGCUGAUGAAUGUAACGCAUCCUACCAAACUGUUGAUAUAGAAUUUGAGAAGGACCAGAUACUGUCGAAACUGCUGAAUGAAAUGACUACCCUCGGCAAGGUUACACAGCGUGAUGUUAGGAAAAUUCAACCUACACCUGAUAGUGAGAAAUUACAAAAAGACAGCAAAACUCUUUUUCAGAUAAAAAAUAAAAAUAAAUAUAACGUCAAGGUCUCAUCAGACAGAGGACCAUGCUACAUUUUCAGUGCCUGUGCUCUUGAAGAUGGAACAGUAGUACUUGCUGAUCAUAUUAACCAAAAACUAAAACAUGUAGAAAGUAGCAACUAUAUUGUAACUGAUUCCUGUGAUCUAUCUGAUUUCCCACGGCAAGUAUGUGUUAUAAAUAACCAGGAGGUUGCUGUCAGUUGUGACACAGCUGGAGUUAAGUGUGUUUCUCUUCAACCCAAAAUGACAGUUACCAGACAGAUAAAACCUGGUCAUAGAUGUUUUGGAUUAGCGCAUGUUGACGGACAUCUGUAUAUUUCAGACAUUGAAUCAGUUUAUGAAUAUACCACAACAGGAACAAAGCUUCACCAGUUCACCAAGAACCAGUCGGGACAACCGCUUUUUGACAAUAUAUACAGUAUAGCUGUAAGUGGUGACGGUGGUAAGAUUUAUAUUGCUGAUAGGAAUUAUGGUCUUAUUUCUAUGGACAGAACGGGCAAGGUACUCGGGACAUUCAAUGGCCCAGAAGUAAGCAGUCCCGAAGAUGCUUUAGUAACAGACAAUGGAAGUGUACUUGUUUGUGGAUAUAGCUCUAAAAAUAUCGUACAAUUUGAGCCUGACUGCGAGAUGGUCGGAGAUGUACUGAAAUCAAAUAGUAACGAGAAAAGUUAUACAUCUAUCUGUUUCAACUCUUUCAGUUCAAAACUGAUCGUAGGUCGUUAUAGGACAGAUGAGAUUGAAGUGUAUGAGCUCAUUUAAAUGAAACUUUGUAGACAGUUCAUACUGUUCAUAGAACUACAAAAAUAUUCUUGUUAAUAAUAUACUAGUACUUACUUAAGCUUUUAAGGGCCAUUUUGUCCCGUUUCGUAAAUAUCCUUACAUUCGAUACAUAUAUUGCACUCAGUCAGAAAUAAAAACGGUGUUAUUUUCCUUUUAGAAGUGCAUUUGUUGUUAAUUUUGCAAAAAGUUCUGAUUCAUAAAAAUACUUAGGUUUGUGAAACAUAAAAACAUAAGGCAUGUGUUACGAUGUUUGGAAUGUAAGAAUCCGAGCACAAUAAACUAAUGUCUUCUGCUGAUAUAAAGCGCAAGUCAAACCUA